CAGGCAGAAGGCGCAGGAGAGCUAAGAGGCUCAUAGGGAAUAUAAAUAAGAAGGGUGGCUGUUAGGGGCAUCUAGCCCAUCACUGUCUCCUUGAAGAGAGGCAAAAAGACAGAUUGGCUCAGGACACUGGUGUCUCAAAAGUGAGUGGUGUUCAUUUGCCUGGGUGCACAUAAGUUAAUAUAGCUACAUUAUAAAUAAGUACUUUUUAAGGUAGAUAAUCGUGGCAGGAGCUUAUCUUCAGAGAUGGAGUGGAAAUUAGAAAGAUCUGCUUCUAGGAAGGUCAAGACAGAUGAAGACAUGUUGUGGGAGAAAGUAAUGAAAACACUUGGGAAAGACCUUAAGCAGAUGAGAAAACAAAGUUUACAGAAGUUCACUAAGAUGCCCGAUUCAGGAAAGCCCACCUAUUCAAGAUUUAAAAGUUGCAUUGUGAAGAAACUGACGUGCAGUGUCCCUGUUGCUAGUAGCCCUAUCGUCACAAGAUGGCAGCAGACACACGCAAGAAAUCAUGCCGAGCAAACUUUCACAGAGUGUCAGCCUAUUAAUCUCUUUCCAGCUGAUGGAUCUGAGCUAGUAAGGACUCCUGAGAAGAUCUCAACAAUCCCAGUAUCCUUUCAGGUGCCUAUCAAAAAUUCUACCAACGAACCUUAUAUCAUUACUAAUGCCACAGCGAGGUGUCAUGAGACAACUUACUUACAAGGAAGAAAUAAAAGGAGAGCUGAAAUUGCAAAGAAAAGGAAAUGUCUUACACAGCGGUUAAUGUUCCAAGAGGGUGGAUUCGACAUCCCAGAAAAUGACAGUAUAAAGAUCUGUGGAAACACUGAGUGUAUUUGGAAAGGCUGCCAGAAUGGAAUGCAUAAUGAAUUUACUGCUCACAGAGUUUCCACUAAUACCGAAUCUUUCAUACCAUUGGAGCCAGAGGUCAGGCUUCAUAUUAGUGGCUUACGCAAUGAUUACUAUCUAAACAUACUGGACUGGAACCAGGAAAAUCUCAUUGCCGUUGCUCUAGGAUCUGCUGCACACAUUUGGAAUGGGGAAACCCACCGAAGCACCGAAAGAGUUAAUUUAAAUUCCAAUUUAAAAUAUAUUUCUUCUGUAGCCUGGAUAAAAGAGGGAACUUACCUUGCAGUUGGCACCAGUGAUGGAGAAGUGCAAUUAUGGGACAUUGAAACCAAAAAGAGGUUGAGAAACAUGUUUGGUCACCUGUCUGUGGUGGGAGCCAUGAGCUGGAAUCAUUAUAUACUUAGCAGUGGUUCAAGACUCGGAUUAAUUCAUCAUCAUGAUGUUCGGAUUUCUCAGCACCAUGUAGGGACCCUUUGCCAUAACAAGCAGAGCAUUUGCAGCCUGAAAUGGUCCACAAACAACAAGCUGCUGGCAAGUGGGUCCAGUGAUGGUCUAUUGAAUAUCUGGCCUAAUGACCCCGGUGCGACAGUGCAUUGCAAGCCAUUGAAAGCCAUACCCCAUGCCUCAGCAGUAAAGGCUAUGAACUGGUGUCCAUGGCAGUCAGAAAUCCUUGCGACAGGAGGUGGAAUGAAGGAUGGAUUUUUACGUAUCUGGGACGUAAGCACUGGGAAAAUCAUAGAAACCACAGAUACAAAAUCUCAGAUUUGCUCCCUGUUCUGGUUACCCAAAACCAAUGAAUUAAUGACUGGACAAGGUCUCCCUAAAAAUCAGAUGAAAAUAUGGAAGUAUCCCACACUUACAAAUUCAACUGAUCUCUAUGGUCAUAAAGGAAGAGUCUUGCACAUAGCACUGAGCCCAGAUCAUAGCAGGAUCUUUUCUCUUGCAGCUGAUGGAAUGGCUUGUGUGUGGAAAUACUGCUAAUCUGGUGAAAGCAAGCACAGAAGCAAGGACUUUCAGGAGGAUUAUUCUAGUUAGUUGUGGCAACUUUUUUCCAUUGACUUUUGAAAGUGAGCCGUUAAAGGUUUUUGGCAAUGACAGUAAUACAAUGACAGUAAUGACAGUAAUCCAACAAAUCUUUCCAAAUAAUAAAUUCUUUCCAAAUGAAACAUGGAAUAAAGAUAACACCUUAGUUCAUUAUCACAUGGAAUGCGCUUGAGCCUGCACUGUCUGUGCUUUAGAUGAAAAACAUUCUAACUCUGAUUAAUAAUAUCACAUUUGUUUUCCUUAAACCAAUAACCAUGGGUGGCAUUCACACAUGCACCGAGCACGAGGAUUAUGCACCAAUUAAGUCUCACUUAAUGCCUGUUUUGAGCCAUAGGCCUAAUGAAAAGUUCUACAUUGUCCGAUUCUCAGGAGUACAGUCCCUUAGGGCAUGUAUACACAGCCUACAGAAGCAAGCCUCCCAGCCUGGGUUGACAGAUUUGGGUUAGCAGGGUUUGUGCUAGCACAAUAAAAAUAGUUGUGUAAACAGUACUUCGAAGUUGGAGCUCAGAUUCUGAAACCUAGGGAGGCUUUUAUUAAACCCCACCCCUCUGUAUUUCAAAAGUUUUUAACAUCUAAAAUAAUAAAUGCAUACUAAUCAUAAUUAUAUAGUCUUUUUGUAACUUGCUAGUCAAUUACUUGUCUAUGUCCAGGAAACAGAGGCUAUGAGUCUGUUGCAGCCAGGAUGUGUGGCUUUUGGCUUAAGCUGUGGUGACUUAUGUCUUUCGUUUUAGAGGUCACCAGUUUGAUCCCCUGCAUUAGCAAAGAUUAUAGCUGUCAUAGUUGCAUGGGCUUUAUUUCAUACUUGCUGGGGCAAAUUCUCUUUGAUUUUUAGUAAGACUUUGCCUGAAUAAGGACUGAAUACUGACAUAAGCUAAAUAAGGACUGCACGAUUUGGCCCAGUGGUCAGCAAGCUCUCAUUCAAAGCGUUUUAAAGCCUUUGCAACUCCACGAAUGUCUCUGGCAUUCUCCUUCCAUCAUCUGAAAGCAGGAGAAGCAAUGGACUUGGAGUGGGCUAACGAGAGACAAGAGAGAAGGAAAGGCUUGCCUCUGUUCCCAAAAAGACCCUUGAAACACUUUUUGUGUAAAAAGAGCCCCAUAGGAGUAGAAACUCAUGGCCCUUUCUAUCUGAAAAAUAUUAGAAUGGUUCCUGUAACUCAGCUGAGGAGGUGGGAGUUGCGAUGAGUGAUAUAAAGUCAGCCCAUGGUUUUCAGAAAGGAAAAUUCAGCUGCAGCUGAAUGGGUGACGAAGCGCAGACAGCGUUAAGGGGGCUGCAGAGGCAUCUGGAAAUGAAUCUACGAUGGUCACAUCUUUUGUUCUCAUCCAUUAUUUAAAACCACAUUUAUAAAUCACGUAAGAACUGACUUUAGGGCCAGAGAGCAGACACCACUAGUUGCAUUUUCUCAAAUAUCACAAGCACAUCAAAAGUUGCUCAUUUACAAUAAGUGUGAUUCAGCCCAAAGCCUCUGGUUUAGUGGCCACCUAUUGUGGUCUUACUUCAAAGCAGGUUGGAAAAUAAGAACUCUUUGGUGGUGCACAUAGAAAUAACUACAAAAAAAGCUGAGGUCUAAGAACAGGAAAUUAUUAAUUCAGAGUUUGUCUUCCAGUAUGAACAUGGCUAUUGCAGCUGAAUUUAACAAGCAUUUAAAAUCUGUGACCAGAAUAGUGAUUUUUUUCCUCUCAGUUGCAGGGAAAGCAGAAGGAACAGUAAAUUGUGAAUUUGUUUAUUUUCUCCUUAUUUCUGGGAUUUCCCCCCCUUUUGCUGUUGGGGAAAUUUGAAUAUCAUAACCUCACCAACUAGAUUAGGGGAGAUAUUUGUUUUGAAUCUGAUCAUACUUUGCUUGAUAAAUUGGAAGGGAGUUCUCAGAAAAUACAGUACUGUGAGGCUAAUCCUUUCUCCUUCUUACAUUGCAGAGGUCCUUAAAAUGUGGAAUCUUGAUUCAUUCUAAUUUUUCCAUUGGCAUUACAUUUAAUGGUGAUGUGGGAACUUGCUCCUUUCCUUGGGCUGUCAGAGUUAAUAUUUGUUAAGCUUCUGAGCACACAGCAAAGUCCAUCUUUUCCCCCUCUUUGCUAAGGCUUUUGAGGAUGAAGUAGAUUGAGAUGGAUAUAUUUAUGGGCAGUCAUUUUUCUAUCUGUAUGUUGUAUUUUUCAUUUCUAGGAUCGGUGCCCAGAACACUGGAUGGGUACCUAGAGAUUUAUUUAAAUAAAUAAUUAGAUUAAAUUAAAUUAAUGCACUAAUGAAUGCAUCCAUUUUAAGUAUUCAUGUAUUAAAAACACAGUAAAAAAGACUGUGGAAUUUUGUUUUUUUUUUACUGCCUUUUGUGACAUGGACAUGAUGUAAUUUAGCAUGUCUGCCAUAGAUGGAA
Molecule: messenger RNA, 4247 nt
Organism: Trachemys scripta elegans
Lineage: Eukaryota; Metazoa; Chordata; Testudines; Emydidae
Gene: CDC20B
Product: cell division cycle 20B
Exons: 12
Coding region: 244-1821 (525 amino acids)
Biological process (GO): positive regulation of anaphase-promoting complex-dependent catabolic process; anaphase-promoting complex-dependent catabolic process; positive regulation of ubiquitin protein ligase activity
Cellular component (GO): anaphase-promoting complex
Molecular function (GO): anaphase-promoting complex binding; ubiquitin ligase activator activity; protein binding
Source: RefSeq, a predicted model, not a curated record